This is a messenger RNA of Necator americanus (New World hookworm), 813 nucleotides long. RefSeq lists its product as uncharacterized. The record is from RefSeq and is a predicted model, not a curated record. NCBI's taxonomy places the organism in Eukaryota, Metazoa, Nematoda, Chromadorea, Rhabditida, Ancylostomatidae. The transcript has 8 exons. The coding region runs from base 1 to 813 and encodes 270 amino acids. Gene Ontology annotation, molecular function: heme binding; oxygen binding.
AUGUAUUCAGGAUUCAGGAUUCAAGAUGAUUUCGUUGUCUCAGUUAACGCGACUGGACAAGGAUAUCCUGACGCGUUCAUGGAAUACUGUAUCACGGUCAAGUCCCAUCAAAUUCAAUACGAUAAAAAAGUCGGGAACGCGAUCAUCGUCUCGAGCAAACUUCCACGUAUUCGACUUGCAUCGCUCCUCAUUACAGCUCAGUACAGUACUGUUCAACACGUUGCUGUACCAGUCCUUCAGAGGGACAUAGAAUCUCUAGCAGUGGACAUCUUUGAAAUGAUAUUUGAGCAAGUACCCGACGCAAAGCUGAUGUUCCCCUUUAUGAUGAGGGAUCAACGAGAGGAUGAUAAGAAGUCCAGUGAACUCAUUUUCCAUGCUCUUCGAUUUAUGCAGGUUAUUGAAACUACGAUGAAUCAUUUGGAAGAACCCGAAACGUUAGAUCCAAUCUUCCUGAACCUCGGGAAAAUUCAUGCUCGACAUGAAGAGCAACUCGGUUUCAGAUUAUGCACGAAGAGCAGACUAUCCGCCCAAGAAGUUGAUUCCUCGAUUAUACUGUGGAGGGAAGUGCUCCGUUUUAUUAUACUGCACAUGAAAACUGGACUCGAAUCAAACGUGAUGAUCCGGAAAGCUAACCGGCAAGAGGUGAUGAACGCUCUGAUGAACAACAGUGACUUGCGUUCGUUGAGAGACACAAAGCACGGAGUACCACAGGCAUCAGAAGAACUGCAUCGAAAAGUUCACAGUUUCUUCGUGCCAGAAUACUUUUUGAAAAAAAUGCCCCAGUUUGAUGCCAACGAAGGAGAUUUGGGAUGA